AUGGCGGCGCCCACAAUUCCCAUGAUUGCCGUGGUGGCUUCCUCUCGGGCCGUCAUCUCCGGCCGUCUGACCUCGGCCACCAUCAUCAUCUCUCGCACCACGGGCAAGAUCACCGCCGUGAUUGAUUCCGUCAUUCCGGCGUCGGAGUUCCCAGAAGGGGUUCCCUACACUGACUAUUCCCCCUACGUCCUGCUGCCAGGAUUGGUGGAUGCCCACGUCCACCUGAAUGAGCCAGGGCGAACGGAAUGGGAGGGAUUCUAUACCGGCACCCAAGCUGCGGCCUUUGGGGGUGUGACCACCGUGAUUGAUAUGCCCUUGAACGCCAUCCCCCCAACCACCACAGUAGCCAAUUUCAAGGAGAAGCUUGCUGCCGCUCAGGGCAAGUGCUGGGUCGAUGUGGGCUUUUACGGUGGUAUCAUUCCCGGCAACGCCGGAGAUUUGAAGGGCCUGGUGGAGGCGGGUGUCCGUGGCUUCAAAGGGUUCUUGAUCGACAGUGGUGUGGAUGAAUUCCCGGCGGUCAGUCAAAAGGACAUCGCACUCGCCAUGGCAGAGCUGGCAGAUCAGCCAACGACUCUGAUGUUCCAUGCCGAGAUGAUUCCUCCCAUCACUGCCUCUGUCGGGGACACGUCUCAAACGUCAGAGCCCCCCUCGGCGCCGGCGGGCCCGCUCGAGGCCUACUCGACCUUUUUGGCUUCUCGCCCUUCCGCCUUUGAGACCUGCGCCAUUGGCGAGAUCCUGUCGUUGGCCCACCUGGCUCCGAACCUCCAAUUACACAUUGUCCAUCUCUCUGCCAUGGAGGGUAUUCCACUGCUUCGGGAGGCCCGCGCCAAGGGCAUCAAGAUCACCGCCGAGACCUGUUUCCACUAUCUCUCCCUGGCUGCUGAGCAGAUCCGGGAUGGCGAUACUCGUCACAAGUGCUGCCCACCCAUCCGAUCCCAACUGAACCAGGAUGGUCUCUGGACUGAGCUCGAGAAGCAUGCCAAUGACGGUGUCAUCCAAACCGUUGUCUCGGACCACUCGCCUUGCACACCUAACCUGAAGCUUCUCCCGGCCCAUGUGCCGGGCCACUGCGCACCGGAAGGUGAUGCCAAGGUUGCCGAGCACACCGGCAACUUCUUCUCGGCCUGGGGUGGUAUCUCAUCUGUGGGCAUGGGACUGCCCAUCCUCUGGACGGAGUUGAGCCGUCGCAAGGGUCUCACCCCGUCUCCCAACGAUGAGAACACUCGCAAUGCCCUGCAGGACAUUGUCCGUCUUUGCUGUGCCAACACCGCUGCCCAGGUUGGUCUCCAGAGCCACAAAGGUGAUCUAGCCGUGGGCUUUGACGCCGAUAUCUGCGUCUUUGAUGACUCGGCCGAGUGGGUGGUUGAGCCGAGCACGAUGCUCUUCCGCAACAAGUGCUCUCCCUAUCAGGGGCGCACCAUGCGCGGGAUGGUCCGCGAGACCUGGUUGCGUGGCGAACGGAUCUUUACUCGUGAAGCGGGCUUCGUCGAGAGCAAACCGUCGGGCAAGUUGCUACUGGAGAAGCGAGUCUGA
Molecule: messenger RNA, 1533 nt
Organism: Penicillium diatomitis
Lineage: Eukaryota; Fungi; Ascomycota; Eurotiomycetes; Eurotiales; Aspergillaceae
Product: allantoinase alX
Exons: 2
Coding region: 1-1533 (510 amino acids)
Biological process (GO): purine nucleobase catabolic process; allantoin catabolic process
Cellular component (GO): cytoplasm
Molecular function (GO): cobalt ion binding; zinc ion binding; allantoinase activity
Source: RefSeq, a predicted model, not a curated record